UCGUAUCAAAACAUCCCAACACUCUGAUUUCUACUCUUCCACUUCUCCUCUCUUUUACUGUUUCGCAAUUUAAUCCAACAGCGCCGAUCACAAUUCUGCCUGUGAGAUGGCCAACACUAGAAGAUUGCUUCCAAUUGUGCUUUUGUGGGUUCUCGUUCUAUUCGGAACCCUUGCUCUGAUUUUGAAUCGGUUGAGCGACGCUGGGGUUCCAUCCGAGCAAAACGCGAUUGGGGAUGGGAAGGUGGGCACUUUGGCCGAUGUAGAUCAAGUAACGCAUAAAGUUUACUUUGAUAUUGAAAUUAACGGGAAACGCAUAGGUCGCAUUGUGAUGGGCCUCUUUGGAAAAACAGUACCUAGAACAGCAGAAAAUUUUCGCGCUCUUUGCACGGGUGAGAAAGGAAUUGGAAAAAGUGGGAAGCCCCUUCAUUUCAAAGGGAGUCAAUUCCACCGCAUCAUACCAAGCUUUAUGAUCCAGGGAGGCGACUUCACCCGUGGUGAUGGACGUGGUGGGGAAUCAAUAUUUGGCGAUAGAUUUCCAGACGAGAACUUCAAGUUAAAGCACACUGGUCCCGGAGUUCUCUCAAUGGCAAAUUCUGGACCGGAUAGUAAUGGAUCUCAGUUUUUUAUUACAACAGUGACCACAAGCUGGUUGGAUGGACGUCAUGUUGUGUUCGGAAAGGUGCUCUCCGGUAUGGAUGUGGUGCGCAAGAUCGAAGCAGAAGGAAAGCAGAGUGGUUCACCCAAAAGCACGGUUAUUAUUUCAGAUAGCGGUGAAUUGUCUCUGUAAUCCUCAUAUUUGCUCUAUGGACGUGUAUGCUUCUGCAUCCCCUUUCUCUCUAUAUAUAUUUAGGUAGUCCUUUAGGUCAGACAGGCAACUUCAGUAGUCAGUUGUUAUGUUGCCUGUUUUUAGCUGGUAGGGGACAUGUACAAUUAUACACUUGAAAAGCAAAUUCACUCAAGUCAUACCCUUCCAUUGCUUGUGAA
This is a messenger RNA of Sesamum indicum (sesame), 984 nucleotides long. RefSeq names its product peptidyl-prolyl cis-trans isomerase CYP19-4. Lineage: Eukaryota; Viridiplantae; Streptophyta; Magnoliopsida; Lamiales; Pedaliaceae. The record is from RefSeq and is a predicted model, not a curated record. Gene Ontology annotation, molecular function: peptidyl-prolyl cis-trans isomerase activity; cyclosporin A binding. Gene Ontology annotation, cellular component: intracellular membrane-bounded organelle; cytoplasm. Gene Ontology annotation, biological process: protein peptidyl-prolyl isomerization; protein folding.